Messenger RNA from Trichoderma aggressivum f. europaeum, 540 nucleotides. RefSeq lists its product as uncharacterized. Bases 1 to 540 code for a protein of 179 amino acids. Gene Ontology annotation, molecular function: structural constituent of ribosome; mRNA binding. Gene Ontology annotation, cellular component: ribosome; mitochondrial large ribosomal subunit. Lineage: Eukaryota; Fungi; Ascomycota; Sordariomycetes; Hypocreales; Hypocreaceae. The record is from RefSeq and is a predicted model, not a curated record. Gene Ontology annotation, biological process: negative regulation of translation; translation. The transcript is spliced from 2 exons.
AUGUCGCAGACCGUCGGCCUGACGAGGCUCGCCUACUCUCGAGUAUGGCACCAGGUUUCCGCCUCGACCCCUCACCCGACUCUCUCUACCCAGCCCAACGUCACUCCUCCUUCUCUCGGCCGUCUGGCGUCCCGAAUUGCCGUCCUGCUCAUGGGCAAGCACAAGCCCACCUUUGACCCUUCAACCGACUGCGGAGACUACGUUGUGGUGACGAAUUGCGCCGCUCUACACACUACUGGCAACAAGAAAUGGCGCAAAAACUACUACAGACACAACACACGGCCGGGUAGCCUCAGGACUGUGACAAUGGAUGUCCUCAUGGAGAAGCACGGUGGCAGCGAGGUGCUGAGAAAGGCUGUUAGCGGCAUGUUGCCCAAGAACAGGCUGCGGGACAAGAGACUGGCGAGGCUCAAGGCGUUUGAGGGCGAGGCACAUCCGUACAAGCAGAAUGUGAUACGGUUUGGAGGAAAGGCUGUGGGGUCGGAAGGGUGGGAUAAGAUGGUGGAGGCGAUACGGAACACGGAUAAGGAUAGGUUAUGA